CCCGCUUCACCGCCGGGAUGUCGGCGCACAGCCUGCUCAACAGCGUCUUCUCCUGCUCGUCCUCGCCGGCGCCCGGCGCCUCGCCCUCCUUCCCCCCGAAGAGCCUCUCCAAGCGGAGGCUCCGCCAGACACGCAGCCUGGACCCGGCCGUCAUUGGCCGCUCCGGCGGGGAAGAGGCGGCCGACGGCUCGCUCCGCGCUCCCCGGGCCAGGGCAGCGGCGGCGGCGGCGGCCAGCCCUUCGGCCGAGUGUUUGGCGGCCUUCUCUUCGCGCGCUCUGCUGCGCCCGGUGGCUCCGCCAACUCCCCCGGGCGCCUCGUCGCUCUCGACGCCCAGCACCCCGCUCGACAAGUCGCCGUCGGGCAGCUUCCACUUCGACUACGAGAGCCCUCGAGGCAAGAGGCACACCGCGUGGGAGCUGCCCUUCCUGGCGCGCGCGCCGUCCGCCUCGGCGCUCGGCAGCGCCCCCGGCGGCGGCGGCGGAGGCGCCAACAGCAUCUUCUUCUCUCCCCGAAAGUGGCUCCAGCAGAGGAAAGGCCAGCAGCUGCCCAGCAGCCAUGCGUCCGCCUACGUCGUGUGGAAAUCCGAGGGUGACUUCACUUGGAACAGCAUGUCAGGGCGCAGUGUUCGGCUGAAGUCUGUUCCUGUUCAAAGUCUUUCGGAAUUGGAGCGUGCCCGGUUACAGGAAGUGGCCUUUUAUCAGUUGCAGCAGGACUGUGACCUAGGAUGUCAGAUAACGAUUCCCAAAGAUGGACAAAAGAGGAAGAAAUCAUUACGAAAGAAACUGGAUUCCCUUGGAAAGGAAAAAAACAAAGAUAAAGAAUUCAUACCCCAGGCUUUUGGAAUGCCUUUAUCACAAGUGAUCGCUAAUGAUCGGGCCUACAAAUUGAAACAAGAUACUCACAGGGAAGAGCAGAGGGAUGUUUCAGAAUUUGUACCUUCCCUUUUACCAUUUGGGAGUAAAAGACAGAACAAAGAACUCUCAAGCAGUAACUCAUCUCUUAGCUCCACCUCGGAAACACCAAACGAAUCUACUUCUCCUAACACACCAGAACCAGCUCCACGAGCAAGGAGGAGAGGUGCAAUGUCUGUGGACUCCAUUACGGAUCUUGAUGACAGUCAAUCUCGACUGCUAGAAGCCCUACAGCUGUCAUUGCCUGCUGAAGCACAGAGCAAAAAAGAAAAGUCCAGGGACAAGAAACUAAGCCUCAAUCCUAUUUACAGGCAGGUUCCUCGAGUUGUGGACAGCUGCUGCCAGCAUUUAGAAAAACAUGGCCUUCAGACAGUGGGCAUAUUCCGAGUUGGUAGCUCAAAAAAGAGAGUAAGACAGUUACGCGAAGAGUUUGACCGUGGUGUGGAUGUAAUGUUGGAUGAGGAACACAGCAUUCAUGAUGUGGCUGCUUUAUUAAAGGAAUUUCUUCGUGACAUGCCUGAUCCACUCCUGACUAGGGAGCUUUACACUCCUUUCAUCAAUACUCUCCUAUUAGAGCCCCACGAACAACUAAGCACCCUGCAACUUCUUAUUUAUCUUCUACCUCCCUGCAACUGUGACACCUUACAUCGACUUCUCCAGUUCCUUGCGACUGUAGCUAGCCAUGCAGAAGACAGGAUAGACCAAGAUAGCCAGGAUAUUCCUGGCAACAAAAUGACAUCACUUAAUCUAGCCACUAUAUUUGGACCUAACCUGUUGCACAAACAGAAGACAACAGACAAAGAAUUCACCGUUCAAAGUACAGCGCGAGCUGAGGAGAGUACUGCAAUCAUUGCCGUUGUACAAAAGAUGAUAGAAAACUAUGAAAUGCUAUUCCUGGUCCCUGCUGACCUUCAAAACGAAGUUCUGAUUAGUCUACUUGAGACAGACCCAGAUGUUGUAGACUAUUUGCUGAGAAGGAAAGCUUCUCAGUCAUCAAUCCCUGAAAUGCUCCAGUCAGAAGGUUCAUUCUCCAUGGAAGGCAGACAUCCAUCCAUAGACUCAAAUAGAGCCUCAAGUGGUGACAUCUCGCCUUAUGACAACAACUCCCCAGUGCUCUCUGAAAGGUCUCUUUUGGCAAUGCAAGAUGAUAUGGCCCUCACGUCUGAGUCAAAGUUAUUCAGAGUACCAGAGCAAUGUACACUGAUCAGCAGUUUGCACCCAAAAUCAAGAGAUAAUUCCCUUGGAUCGUGGUUUGCAAAAGAUGCUUCAGAAGACUAUUUCGACAUCUGGGGAACCUGGCAUUCAACACUGAAAAGUGGAUCCAAAGAUUUAGGAAUGACAGGGUCAUACGGAGACAUCUACGAGAGCAGCUCACUGCGGCCAGGGCACUGCUCUCUUUCUCAAGGGAACCUGUCUCUGUCUUCACCUCGGUGGCAGGGGAGCGCCACAGAAUUAGACAAUGGAAAGCAAAUUAUCCGAAGGAGUCAGACGACGACUGCCCUUCCCGAAUGCCGCCCUCAUCCUCCCCUUUCUCGGAUUUGCAGCACCCCGCAAAUGGAAGUUGGUCGGAGGAAUUCCAGCCAGUGUGAUUCGGAGCAGCAUUUUCCUACAAAUAAUGCACAGCACCUCGCGGAGCGUGACUCGGAUGCCACUUGUUUGCACAACGCAAUGAACCCGUUGUACCCGAGGCAGGGCGAAGCAGUUCGGAAAGAUAGGCCUCCGCCGCCACCUUAUCCUGACAAGGCAAAGCAGAGUUCUUCCUCGUGCCUUCAGCCAACGGUCUCUCCAGCAGAACAUCCGCUGUGGAGGCUCCAGAGGGCAGAAUCCCGAUCCGGGGCCACGGGAGCAAGAAUAAUGGCGCAAGUGCCUGAACAGUCUAUCCUGUUUGAGGAGCAGCAGGACAAAACGGAGAAAGAGUGCUCCGCCACAGACAGCGAGCAGAACAGUAAAAAUUUGUCAGAACCAGAUUGGCAUGACUGGCAAAGGGAUCGAUGGCAGAUCUGGGAGAUUUUAUCGCCUGAUAAUCCAGAUGCUCUUCCUGAAACAUUAGUAUGAGUAGAAACCAGCACUGGCCAUGCUUUUUUUCCAGCUGAAGAAGGAAAGGUAAUGGUGGACUGGAUUCUAGCUUUUAUAGCAAACAAAUGUCAUUUAAUUUAAAAAACAACAACAACUAUGUUCACUUUAUAAAAUAAUUUUAAUAGCAUUGUAAAAAAAUAUGAAAAAAGAAUUAUAUUCCUGGUUUUGCAAUCAUCAAAGGAAGGGGAAAUGACAUGACAAUUCCAGACCUAACCACUUUGUAAAAUAUAAGCUGUGUGUACAUUAAAAACUACAGCCUUGGUGUUGCUAAGAUGUAUUUAUGUAUCUGCCAUUCAGAUGAUUGUAUAUUCUGCAAAAGUUUUUUGGUUUUUUUUGGUACAGUAGUAUUGUGUUCAUAUGCAGAAAACAAGCAACCUUAACUGCUUUUUUUAAAAGAAAAAAAUAUAUUUUAAUCACUGCACUUAUAUUACCACAAGAUGCAUUGAGGUUCUUUUGAAGGUGCACAAGCUGGUUUCUGUGCUUUUAAUUUAGCCCGUCUGUGGGAGACAUAUAUUUUCACUGCCUACGAAAAACACUAAUGUGGGAUGAAACAGUUAAAAAGCCAUAUAUUUUAUAGUGAGCAAGUUAGAGAGUAAGUGUAUGUACCAUGUUAUUUGCUUUCAAGCAAAAGAAUUAAAAAUUUGAUGCAAUAUGGUAAAGAUAUAUAUAUAUAUUUAGACUCUUAUUAGAAGGCAAUUUAGUUAACCCUUCAGAAGCAAGGCCGUGCCUACACCAAACAAAGGGAGCUCAAAUUCCUGCCUCCCAUUCCAGAUAAACUGCAAUUUUAUAUACACAGUAUAUAAUAUAUAUUUAUAAAUAUUAUGGUUUUAAAGUAAACUGGAAUCCAAAUUUGAUAAUUGAAGUACUACUUUUCCUUUUAAAAAAGUUUUCCAAAGUAUUAUGGAAAAAUCCUUGCAUACCUUAAGGGACAACUAUUUACUGAAUCCCAUAUAUAGAUUCCAGACUAAGUAUGACCUUUUUACAGGCAGAUUGUGCCAAAAAUGCAAUGUCAUAUUUGUUAAAUGUUGAUGUUCCUGCAAAUAUUAGCUAAAUGGCAAGAAUAUUUAGCGCCAGCAGGUGGCAAUACGUUGCCAUUUUUAAAGAUUUUUCCCCAUUUUAACAAGGGAAACAUCUGCCCAUGACAUUCUUAUAAAUAUGAUUGUCUUUAAGUUAUAUCUUGUGCCAAAAGGAUGGAAUAAAAGUCUACCAAAAAUAU
Lacerta agilis (Sand lizard) is the source of this 4203-nucleotide messenger RNA. It is a transcript of the gene ARHGAP6, whose product is annotated as Rho GTPase activating protein 6. Bases 18 to 2966 code for a protein of 982 amino acids. Lineage: Eukaryota; Metazoa; Chordata; Lepidosauria; Squamata; Lacertidae. The transcript is spliced from 13 exons. The record is from RefSeq and is a predicted model, not a curated record. Gene Ontology annotation, biological process: signal transduction.